UGUGAAAUGCAUGGUGAGCCCUAAAUAUGGCCGAAGUGAGCUUGGAGGAUCUUCGCCGCUGCUGGAUUUGGCGGCUAGAUCUCGCAGGGUUUCGAUGACUGCGAUGAUUUCUCAUAAGGCCAAGGAAGUUGAAAAGGGUAAAAAUCAGUUCCUGAAGCGUCAGAUUCAUGAACAGGUGCUUCAUUCCAUGCCACCUCAGAAGAUUGAAAUCUUUAAAUCACUCGAGGGUUGGGUAGAAGAGAAUAUAUUGACCCAUUUAAGACCCGUCGAGAAUUCUUGGCAGCCACUAGACUUUUUACCCGAUCCUGCUCCUGAGGCCUUUAUCCAUGACAUUAAAGAGCUACGGGAGCGGUCUCGUGAAUUGCCGGAUGACUAUUUAGUUUGUCUGGUGGGAGAUAUGAUUACAGAGGAAGCAUUGCCGACUUAUCAGACUAUGCUUAACACUCUAGAUGGAGUGCGGGAUGAGAGUGGUUGCAGUCCCACAUCUUGGGCUGUGUGGACUCGUAUGUGGACAGCUGAAGAGAACAGGCACGGUGAUCUUCUCAAUAAGUAUCUUUACUUGUGUGGCCGUGUGGACAUGAGACAGAUUGAAAAGACCAUACAGUACCUCAUUGGGUCAGGAAUGAAUCCCCGCACAGAAAAUAGUCUCUUUCUCUGCUUUUUGUAUACGUCUUUCCAGGAGAGGGCAACGUUCAUAUCACAUGGUAAUACUGCAAGAUUUGCAAAAGAUCAUGGUGAUCUCAGACUAGCUCAAAUAUGUGGAACUAUUGCUGCAGACGAGAAGCGCCACGAGACUGCAUAUACUAAAAUAGUUGAAAAGUUGUUUGAGAUUGAUCCUAACGAUACGGUCAUAGCUUUUGAGGACAUGAUGCGGAAGAAGAUUACUAUGCCUGCCCAUUUGAUAUAUGAUGGGGAGGAUGAUAAGUUGUUUGAUCACUUUUCAGCCGUCGCACAGAGGUUAGGGGUAUACACAGCAAGGGACUAUGCCGAUAUCAUGGAAUUCUUGGUGAAGAGAUGGAAUGUGGAGAAACUAGAAGGCCUUUCAGCUGAGGGAAGAAAGGCUCAAGAUUAUGUAUGCAGAUUGCCGCCUCGUAUCAGAAGGUUUGAAGAAAAAGCUCAAGAAAGGGUAAAACAGGGCCAGAAAUGUGGUUUCAACUGGAUAUUCAACAGAGAAGUGGUGCUAUGAAAUGUUCAGAAAUUAGAAAGUAUAUAAUAUGAUAUACUAUAGUUUGGCAACGGACUAUGUAGUCACUUAAAAUGUAAUUCAUAUGAAGGAGAACAUUUUAACUGUUUUUUUUCCAACUCUCUUUCACAUGAGUUGCAUUUGGGUAGCUGGAUAGACAGUGCUCUAUAGUUAGUAUUAGUUCUAAGAUUUUUGGAAACUAUUAAUUAUUUG
Messenger RNA from Cryptomeria japonica (Japanese cedar), 1396 nucleotides. RefSeq names its product stearoyl-[acyl-carrier-protein] 9-desaturase, chloroplastic. The record is from RefSeq and is a predicted model, not a curated record. Lineage: Eukaryota; Viridiplantae; Streptophyta; Pinopsida; Cupressales; Cupressaceae. The transcript has 3 exons. The coding region runs from base 11 to 1186 and encodes 391 amino acids. Gene Ontology annotation, molecular function: stearoyl-[ACP] desaturase activity. Gene Ontology annotation, biological process: fatty acid biosynthetic process. Gene Ontology annotation, cellular component: chloroplast stroma.